Messenger RNA from Procambarus clarkii (red swamp crayfish), 1017 nucleotides. The record is from RefSeq and is a predicted model, not a curated record. NCBI's taxonomy places the organism in Eukaryota, Metazoa, Arthropoda, Malacostraca, Decapoda, Cambaridae.
AUGACGAAGAUCAAACACUUCUCAAAUUACAAUGCCGACAAAAUUACAUAUUAUGAAAAUAUAGAACAGAGUUCAGUGAUAUGUUUGUGUUGUCGGAAUGUUAAUGAAUUUUCGGGUGGCGUGGCCGGGAUAAGGAAUGUGUAUGAGGGCAACAGUUACAGAGGCGAGCUACUGGUUGCCACUGAACCUGCACAAGUUGCCACUGAACCUGCACAAGUUGCCACUGAACCUGCACAAGUUGCCACUGAACCUGCUCUAGUUGCCACUGAACCUGCACAAGUUGCCACUGAACCUGCACAAGUUGCCACUGAACCUGCACAAGUUGCCACUGAACCUGCACUAGUUGCCACUGAACCUGCACAAGUUGCCACUGAACCUGCUCUAGUUGCCACUGAACCUGCACAAGUUGCCACUGAACCUGCACAAGUUGCCACUGAACCUGCACAAGUUGCCACUGAACCUGCACAAGUUGCCACUGAACCUGCACAAGUUGCCACUGAACCUGCACAAGUUGCCACUGAACCUGCUCUAGUUGCCACUGAACCUGCACUAGUUGCCACUGAACCUGCACUAGUUGCCACUGAACCUGCACAAGUUGCCACUGAACCUGCACAAGUUGCCACUGAACCUGCACAAGUUGCCACUGAACCUGCACAAUUUGCCACUGAACCUGCACUAGUUGCCACUGAACCUGCACAAGUUGCCACUGAACCUGCACAAGUUGCCACUGAACCUGCACAAGUUGCCACUGAACCUGCACAAGUUGCCACUGAACCUGUUCAAGUUGCCACUGAACCUGUUCAAGUUGCCAUUGAACCUGUUCAAGUUGCCACUGAACCUGUUCAAGUUGCCACUGAACCUGUUCAAGUUGCCACUGAACCUGUUCAAGUUGCCACUGAACCUGUUCAAGUUGCCACUGAACCUGCAGAAGUUGCCACUGAACCUUUAUUAGUUGCCACUGAACAAGCUCUAGUUGCCAUAGGACAAGCCCUAGUUGCCACUGAACCAGACCUAUAG